UUAAAUACGGGAAACUACGUGCUCAGGCUAAGCAGAGAUGGGCUGGCGUCAGGUUGAAAUUGAAGCGUGUGAUGAAGAUAGCAGUCAUUGCAGAAACCAAGUAAGACGGGCUAUGCAUUUUUCUGCAAUGCUUGCUACCUUCUUCACCCAAUAAAACAACAAAGAAAGGAUAUUUUAUUGUUUAAAUAUAAUGUCUUUGAUGUAUUUAAAUGUCCAAAUAAAGUCAACAGACAGAGAUUUCAUCAUUCCAUCAUGAACCAUGUAUGCCAUUCAGGCCUUGGAAAUGGAUCCAGCACGCAGUGCCCAACAAAUCCUACUUUGUAACUACUGUCAAUCCGAACCCCUUCAAAGUCACUGUGAUCUUUGUCGUGUGGAUCUCUGCAUUACCUGUGUUGGUAAACACCUCGCAGAUUUGUCGAAAACACACAAUGUCGUGCCAUAUGUACAGAAAAUUGUUUCUUCUAAAUAUCCAAAAUGUCUAAACCAUUCCCCUAAACAAUGUGAACUUUACUGUGACAAAUGCGAUGUCCCUGUCUGUUCCAUUUGCAUCUCAAAUGAGCACAACGGACACAAUGUAUCAGAUAUCCUGAAAAAAAUCGAAUCUAAAAGGUCAAGUUUACGAACAGAUUUAGAAGAACUAGAGACCAGAAUUUUCCCCCGAUAUGAAGCCAUUGCCUCCGAUGUCCAGGUUGAGAAAACAGAGGCAGAAACGGAUUAUGAGAAACUGAUGAAAACUGCUGACCAACAAGGAGAACUCUUGCACCAAGAGAUCACCUCGAUGGUCAACCAACGAAAAUGUGACAUUGAAGAUAUCAAAGUAAAACACCUGGCUGUCCUCAAUCAAUACUCAAAAGAAAUCACACAAAGUAUUGAUAAACUACAAAAAACUAUUCUGGACCUUAGAAAUAUACUGCAAUCCAAUGAUAUCUCCCUAGCAUCUGCCUACGUAUCCAGAAAUGCUGAAUUCCGAAGAUUACCUCCCAAAAUCCAAAUUACAUCACCAACUUUGUCCCCUCUGAUGAUCAAUACAGAAACCCUAUAUGAAAUGUUUGGUCCUCUGUCAACAUUAUCCAUUGCAAAGAGGGAGCGUGGCUGCAUAAAGAAAACACCAAAAGCUGUAUCUCCUCCUCCUCUCAAACCACUGCUUGAUGAGCCUCUGAUCAGCGCCACCAUAGACACUGAAUACAGGCCAUCUAGUGUUAGCUGUCUCAGUGAUGAAGAAGUCUGGAUAUGUGGGAAUGGAAAAACCAUGAAACUCAACAACCUCAAGGGUGAACAAUUGAAAACGAUCCAAACCAAGUCUGGAAACACACCACGUGACAUAGCAGUCACACAUGGUGGCGAUCUAGUUUAUACUGACCCCGAAACAAGAUCUGUAAACAUGGUGAAGAAUGAACAGAUAAAAACUUUAAUCAGACUACACAAAUGGGAUCCUCUCUACCUGUGCAGUGCCUCCUCUGACGAUAUCCUGAUUGCUAUGCUCAGUGAUGAUAGAAAACAAUCCAAAGUCGUCCGAUACUCUGGCUCCACCGAGACACAAACCAUUCAGUUUGACGAUCAAGGUAAACCGUUCUAUUCAGCUGGUGAUUAUAAAUACAUCAGUGAAAACAGGAACCUGGAUAUCUGUGUGGCUGACGAUGGAGCUGAAGCGGUAGUGGUGGUCAAUCAGUCAGGAAAAUUUCGAUUUAGAUACACUGGUUAUCCCUCCAUUACCAAGGAAUCAUUUGAUCUACGUGGCAUCGCUACAAACAGCCAGGGUCAGAUCCUGGUUGCAGAUCGACAUACGUUCAAUCACCGUAUCCACAUCAUAGAUCAGGAUGGACAGUUCCUCCGCUACAUCGAAAACUGUGGUUUAGUGCAUCCGUGUGGUUUAUGUGUUGACAUAAGAGAUGACCUCUUUGUGUCUGAGUACUGGAGUGGUAAAGUGAAAAAAAUCCAAUACCUAAAAUCACUGCGUUAAGUAUAGACCUAUUGUCUUUACACUGUAUCUAUUGCAGCCAUAAACACUUUAUUCAAUACAGUAAUCAGCCAUUAACACUGUAUUCAAGACAGCAAUCAACCGUAAACACUGACAAUCAAUCCUUUUGCAUUUACAGAAGUGUAUGUGAUGUACUCUCCGUGACAUAUUGGAAGGUGAUAUGAAAAAAACAACCAAUAUCAACAGUGAAUCAUGACUGUGUAUGUUCUCUGUAAUAUAAUGUCAAUGCAUUUACUAGUAUGUUUAUCUACACUGUACCGUAAAAUUACGUCAAUAAAUUCAUGUUUAUACACAACAA
Ostrea edulis (European flat oyster) is the source of this 2276-nucleotide messenger RNA. RefSeq names its product E3 ubiquitin-protein ligase TRIM71-like. The record is from RefSeq and is a predicted model, not a curated record. The coding region runs from base 260 to 1960 and encodes 566 amino acids. Lineage: Eukaryota; Metazoa; Mollusca; Bivalvia; Ostreida; Ostreidae. The transcript has 3 exons. Gene Ontology annotation, cellular component: nucleoplasm; chromatin. Gene Ontology annotation, biological process: positive regulation of DNA-templated transcription. Gene Ontology annotation, molecular function: protein binding; ubiquitin-protein transferase activity; zinc ion binding.